AUGAAAAUUCUCACCAACUCCAGUAUCUUCGAUUCCGUCCGGAGAAGCAACAACGGGGAGGUGAGGAGAUGCCAACCUACAGAUGUGUUGUUCCGGUACAUCUGCCAACAGUCAACGUCCGAGAAUUUCAUACUGUUCUGCGACGGCGCGGCGCAACCAUCCCAGCAGCGCACAUCGUUGCAGGGGCAAGUCGCCCGCAGGCUAUCUGUUCAUCCUCCGGCAAGUGGCCAACUGAAUCUGCCUCAGGAUUUAUCUCGUCUCCGGACCUUGGCGGUAUUCCCUGUUGGAGCGGCGAAUAUCGCCAGUUAUGAAGCUGUUUUAGAUUUCACCAAGUAUGAAUUACUGCGAGUGUUGGAUCUGGAAGAGUGUGCUCACAUGAGUAAAGAUCAUAUCCAGGCUAUCUACAAGCAGAAGCUGAUGAAAUAUCUGAGCAUCAAUUUGGACAGCAUUCCUUCCAUUACAAGCAAAAUCAAGCACCUGGAUCAGCUAGAGACCCUCCAUCUGAGUGGAACCGAAACAGUGACGGUGUUCAAAGAGGUCCUCCUGCUGCCCAGAUUGAAGCACCUGUUUGGGAGGGUUGAGCUAUCCAAAACAGAUAACACCAUAUUGGGAUGGAGAUUAAAGAGGUUCCUGAGAGACAAGAGUGUGCUGGAGACGCUAGCAGGAUUUGUCACCAGUGGGAGUCCAGGAUUUCCACAACUGAUGAUGCGUAUGAGGCGGCUGCGGAAGGUGAAGAUAUGGUUCAAAUUCGACUCAAGUCAGAAAAAUCUGGAUGCUAUUUCACUGGCCGUUACAAAGUUCAUCCGUGAUGGCACCAAUGAGCCCGAUCUUAACCGGUCCCUAUCCAUGGACUUCCGGCAAUGCUCGGGUGAGUUCAUAAAUACUAUACGCUCUGAUGCUAACAAGAAGGGCAGGCUUGACUCGCUCAAGCUGCGCGGCGAACUGAGCAAAUUCCCUCAGUUUGUUGCACAGCUACGUGCUGUGGAGGAGCUAUGUCUUUGCUCCACUGGUCUGAGCUGGACGGAUAUCCGAGACGGUCUGAGCACGGUGAGGGGACUGAAAUACCUCAAGCUUGUUGAAGAUAACCUCAGGCGCGUCGAGAUACUGUCUGAUCACCUCAUAAGCGUUGAGCGGAUAUGCGUCGAGUGCAAGCAAAGCAUGGAAUUGGCAAUCAUAGCUCGCCCGCUGCCUAAACUUGUGUCACUUCAUAUUCUCUGUCAAGAUCUGCAUGUUAUUCCUGGACCUCCCGGCAUCGACAUCACACGGAUGGACCAACUCAAGGAAGUCGCGCUCCAUCCACAAGUCGACCAAACAAUAAUAGCUAAACUGCAACAAGCUGCAAGAGGCCAUCGCAAUACGCCAGUCGUUUCGCUUGUUGAAAGCGCUCAUUAG
Triticum turgidum subsp. durum (durum wheat) is the source of this 1392-nucleotide messenger RNA. Lineage: Eukaryota; Viridiplantae; Streptophyta; Magnoliopsida; Poales; Poaceae. The record is from the annotation of a GenBank genome assembly.